GUUCUAGUGUUCAGUUUUGUGAUGAUCCCUAACUCUAGGAUGUGCGGUUCGGGGAAGUUUAGUACUUUUUCCUAAUAUGCUUCGUCGUGGCUGAAAUGAAAUAGGGUUUUAUUUGUAAAUUAUGGGUUGACAAUGCGGUGGUUCACUAAACCUUCAGAGAGAGUCCUGAAUAUCGCAGACACGGUAUUGCACGAACCAUUUAUUGAACUCGACUGUUUCAGUUUCGACGAAAUUGGUGGUGAGGGGACUCUUAGCCGGUGAAAGCCUUCAGGUGUUGAUUUCAUACUGAAAGUAAGGCGGGGGAAGAGGCACCUGGGGCUUGACAGAAUGGGCGGACAGAUGACUUGCGAUGCUUAGCCGGUUCCCCUCGUUCUGGUCUCGGCUUGGGUCGAACCGGUCCGGGUUUCCAGCCGGCACCGCCGGGUUGCUCGGUGCCGUACUGGUUACUUGGCUCAGCGGAGCGUACGACACUCUGUACCUCGACUCGGAAAAAGUGUUACCUGGAUUGCAAGUUCACCGCCUGUGGACCUACGCCUUCUGCCACCAGGACCCUGCGGCCCUGCUCCUCAGCAGCGCCGCCCUGCUGGCGCUGGGGCCGGCGCAGGAGCGGCGCUGGGGCAGCGCGUGCUUCCUGGCCCUGUCCCUGCUCUCCUGCUGCCUGCCGGCCCUGCUGUACUGUGUCCUGGCGCGGCUGGGGGCCGGCGGGGCGGGGCAGGUGGGCGGCUACUCGCCGGUCCACUUCGCCAUGCUGGCUGCCCAGUGCCACCUGGGCCAGCAGGGACGGGCCCGGCGCUGGCUCCCGGCCUGGGCCCUGCCCUGGGCUCUCCUGGCCGGCAGCUGCUUGCUGGUGCCGGCCUCCCUCGCCCUGCUCCACCUGUGCGCGGUCUGCGUGGGAUUCAGUUAUAGCUCUGCCUUUCUCAAGUGGCUGCAGAAAGGAGAAGACCAUCUCUGUCGUCUUCUCCCACGCAGGGCCUUUGUGCUUUCCUCUUAUAGAGACAGUCUUCCCGUGAGCAGCACGGGUCAAAGACCUGAUCCGUGGGCAGAGCCGUCCUCUGCCAGGCAGCUGGAGCCCUUGCAGAGGUCCCAGUGGGAGGAGUAUGACACGCGGCCUGAGCCCUGGAAAUCCCAGGAGCCUGACUGGGCAGCAGGAGGGGUGCCGGCUGUCUCCGAGGUCCAGCUCUUGGAAGAGCAGCUGCUGAGAGCAGGGAUCCUGGCCUCUCUGCAGGACGCUCCUGAGGGAUCCGUCGAGAAACUGGAGCUGCCCAAAUCUUCAGUGUCAUCUCUGCGGUUGCAGCAGCUGGAGAGAAUGGGCUUCCCCACAGAGAAAGCUGUGGUGGCUCUGGCAGCCUCCGGGAAGCUAGAUGGCGCUAUUUCCCUCCUGAUCGACGACGGGGUGGGAGAGGAAGCCGUGGUCACUUCCAAAGGGAGGACGCCUUCGGCACAGUGGACUGGCUGACCUCUCGGAGUCGGGAGCCCCCUCCGAUCUUGGCCACCUGUACACCCCUUUCAGGUGACUUUUAUUGUGGUCGUGAAGAUUAAAGGUCAACAUUGGACUGAGCUCUGCUCUAAGAUAGCAGUGUGAUUCACCCUGGAUUUGUGCCGAUUUCAAACCUGGUUUGCAGAGUUAAAUGCAUUUUUAUGUUGAAGUGAAUUUCGGCAUACAGAUCCAUUGUUUUGCAAGUGAUUCCUGUACCUUCUCAUGUACUGCACAGAAUAAAUUAAUACUAAAUUAAUGUUA
Molecule: messenger RNA, 1738 nt
Organism: Lepisosteus oculatus (spotted gar)
Lineage: Eukaryota; Metazoa; Chordata; Actinopteri; Semionotiformes; Lepisosteidae
Gene: rhbdd3
Product: rhomboid domain containing 3
Cellular component (GO): membrane
Molecular function (GO): protein binding; serine-type endopeptidase activity
Source: RefSeq, a predicted model, not a curated record